AAGGAAAAUAUAGUGGUUAAUAACAAAACUUUAUAAUUAUUUUUUUAUAUGUCAAGCGGAAAAGGGACAUUAUGAUGGGUUUACAGUCAAAAAACAGUUCUCUUGAGUGCAUAAAUUUAAUGUACAAAAUAAAAUUUUGAGAAUAAUAUGCAUUAUCAAAAAAAGUUCAGACACUUUUGCAGACAAGCGAGAGAGGGCGCCCUACUACUGUCCUGUCAGUUUUUGAGGUAAACAUGGCGAUUAAGCAGGGAGUUGUCGGAAAUUGGGAGGCUGACGUGAAACUAUUUGCCAUCGGACAAGUAAAGUUUCGUCGUUAGAUUUGGUCCGUGGGAAACAUGAUUGAAACUUCAUGGCUAGAUGUGACUCAUUGAACCCCCCGCCUUCGUAGACCCGAUCCCGUUCAAGAUGCACCAGUUGUUUGCGCGGAUCCUGUCGCAGCGGGACCUGUCCCGUGCCGGGGACCUGUUCUCCAUCCCCGACUGCGACAUCGUGGACGAUCUGUCGGAAGCGCUGAACCACAUCCAGAUGAUCUCCUCCCUGCCGGACUAUCUGGAGAACCACAACGACCAGGCGGUGGUGGAGAUUUGCAUCACGAGGGUCACGACGGCGAUCAGGGAUACCGGCACGAUUGAGCAGCACGCCGAGGCGCUGGUGUCCCUCUGGAGUUCCUGUCUGCAGCACAACCUGAAACCCCUGGCACGAGACGAGGACCCUCCCCAUGCCAAGAUUGCAUCGGACAUCAUGAGCUGUCUCUUCAUGCAAAACUACAGCAAGUAUUCAGUCAUGAAGACAGUGCUGCCUGUGGCCGUGCAGUUCCUGAAGCACGAGAACCGAGAGAUCAGUCGCAACAUGUCCAGCUACCUCGCAUUGGCAGCCAUCGACAACGCUAGCCUGUUAGCGCUUCACUGCGACGACAUCAUCGAUAGCAUCAUACGUGGUAACCGGUCCCUAGCUCGCAUCCUACCGCAGGUCUACUUGGAGAAACCGGCUCCCAUCGACGCCAACGUCGACGAGCUGCUGCACAUCUUGCCUCGCUGCGACGACACCGAGAAGGCACACCUUCUCCAGCUGGUCAGCCUGGUGGCCAAGCAGAACCCUAAGCUUCUCCUCGCUCACGUUCCGCUGCUGGUCAAGUGCCUGACCAUUCCCAACUCCUCUCAGACCGUUCUGGCCGCUCUGGUGGACGUGGCUUCGGUAGACGCUCGGCCCUUUGCCUCGUGCCUGACGGACCUUGAGGGCGCUAUCAGUCGGCAGCCGUCGCUGCUCAGCAUGGCGCUGAAGAUCUUCGGGGCAGUUGGCAGACUCAAUCAGGUGAGCGGUAAGGAGUGCAUGGCCUUCCUGGUAGAGCAGCUCGGAGCCAUUGACCAGACCUCCCUGCCUGCCGUCCUGAUUGAGAUCAAGAGCAUCGCGGACCAGCACUCUGGCCUGCUGGGCACCCAUAUCGCCGAGAUCUCCCUACAAGGGGAGAGCCCCUCCAUGGCUGCCCGAAUGAUCAUCCAGCAACUCCAACAGGAUAUGACUUAUAGUGAACAUGACGCUCUGAGAGAAGAUGCUACACAAGAGGAACCAAAGCGAAUGAAGGAGCUAUCAUCAACCCCACCGACUCCCAGCAAGAGCAUGAGCAUGUCUGAGAUGCACAGGAUGGGCAUGGAGCCAGAGAGACGGAUGCACUACAGGAAGGGCAAGGCCUCCAACAGGGGCUCCGUCGACCACCUUCUCAGCAGCGUCCAGAAGCUGACCGCAUCCACGUCUUCAGCUGCCUUGAUGCCAUCAGAGAAGCCAGGAUCCUUAAAGGACCUUGACAGCAUGAAACAGAUCAAACUGAGAUCCCAAAGCCAUUCUGAAACUGUCCCGCUCACGGAGAGCCGGACUAGCUUACAGAUGGCAGGGUCCACCCUCACCAAGACCAAAGGCAAGAGCCCGGCUCCGUCGUCCUCCUCACAGAAAUCCGAUGUCCAGCGUCGGAUCAGCAACAAGGAGGGAGCUGCUAGUGCUGGCAGCAAGGGGAAUCUUUACCAAGAGGAGACUUCAAGACCCAGCAGUAUUGUCAAUGGGGGUACCAACUCAAGACUUGUUGGAAGCAGCCAAAAUGGUAGCAGCAGCGGGAUGCAUGUGCAGGAAGGCGGUCAACUAGGACGGGAAGCCAAUGGCAGUGACCCAGUCGGAGUCAGGACCAGUCUUGUUGAAGGCAGCAAACCAGUGCCUUUGGAAGGAAUAAAGGUUGGUUUGGAGGCAUCCAGAGGACCUACGUCCUUAGAGGGGGUUAAAGCUUCCUCUUCGUUGAAAUCAGCCGGAGGCAACCGGGACAGCAGCUUACAAAUGUACCUGUCCAAGCGGCAGAAGGAGAUCAUCAGCUACAUGGACUCCAUCAAAAAGAGGAUACCUGUGCCUGACGAGUGCUCUGUGAGAGAGAAUUCCGGGAGGAAUCCCGUUGGCCGGCUGGACUUCUACUGCCAGAGGAAGGGCCAGCAUUGCCUGUACAGCACCUCCCCGUUUGCCGUGGAGACCAAAGAGAUCCAGCCCUGGAUCCACCUCAAGUUCCUCCAGUUGCAGGCUACGUCUCCUAGUCCCGUUUCCCUCGACGACAGGGCAGUGCAGAGUCUACGCAAGAACUGGGAACGACAGAAGACGGUCGGCGGCACCAUGACGUUCCUCAAACUCAUCACCCAGAACUUCCCGCCGUCUAAGGUUCAGCAAGCUCUAACGGCUGUUUUAAACAAAGGAAGCUUCUAUGAUCUCUUCACAUAUAAUCCUCAGCAGUCUGUUUGGAACUGCUUCAUCUGUAACAAUCCCAGUAAAUUCGACCUUGCAACCGGAGGUCGGCCCCUCAUUGAAGGUCAACUCAAAGAGAAGAAAGUUCGCUUCAAGCUUUUCCGCCGGUGGAGGACCCGCUACUUCACUCUUGCAGGAGAGCAACUCUACACAAAAAGCAACUCACAAAGCAAGCCAGCGCUCCCGAUCGAGCUGAGCAAGGUCCAGGGGGUCAAGACGGUCCAUGGCGGCCGGCGACACGAGCGCAGCAUCCCCAAGGCCUUCGAGAUCUUCACCGAGGACAAGACCUACAUCUUCAAGACCAAGGAUGGCAAGGGGGCGGAACAGUGGGUUCAGUGCCUGACGCUGGCCGUGCGCAAGGCCAGCCGGAAAGGGGGCGGGGCCAACGGGGCAGGAGGCGGGGGAGAAACGAGCGGCGAUGUCGUCCCUGCCAACACAGACUCAACAAGGUAGUUUUAAUUUUUGGUUUGGUUGAAACCAUUAACACCAGAGUUGUAACGAGUCACUUAUUUUUGUGACUCGAGUCGAGUUGAGUCAUUUUAAAGAAGUGACUCGAGUCGAGUCGAGUCAUUAGGUCAAGA
Messenger RNA from Patiria miniata (bat star), 3353 nucleotides. RefSeq names its product ventricular zone-expressed PH domain-containing protein homolog 1-like (gene veph1). Gene Ontology annotation, cellular component: plasma membrane. The transcript has 13 exons. Bases 406 to 3225 code for a protein of 939 amino acids. Lineage: Eukaryota; Metazoa; Echinodermata; Asteroidea; Valvatida; Asterinidae. The record is from RefSeq and is a predicted model, not a curated record. Gene Ontology annotation, biological process: regulation of signal transduction. Gene Ontology annotation, molecular function: phosphatidylinositol-5-phosphate binding.